AUGUCUGUCCUUGCUUUGAAAGCGCUGGACUACGGCGCAGACAAACUUCCGGACAAGGUGUUUGAAGCAAUUCCGGGCGGCUUCUUUACGCCAGACCACAAGAAACAUCCAAAGUCCAAGACGAACCGACGGCCUCUGCGCGACACCCGAGGCAAGAGCGAGCAGAGGGACGACCGAGGCAGACGCCGGUCACAGCGAGAGCGCACACCGCCGAGCGAACACUCCGGCUACAGCAGCUACGACGAUAAUACCGACUACGAGCGCGACCAGCGCCGUCAAGGUCGACGUCGCCGUGUGAAAAGUCUUGGGCGCAGUCUGAGUCGAAGCCUGAGCCGCAGCUUGAGUCGUGCAAGGCACCAGCAGCGCAGCAGCGGUUUUGACGGCGAGUACGACGAGCGUGCCCACAUGGACCGAGAACGCGCAGACCGUGGGCCUCAAUUCCCUCCCCCUCCUACUUCUGAGUACAGGCAAUACACCCCGCAAGAAUGCGCCUCUACGCCGCCAGCCACGGGUGGAUAUUAUGACCCAUACCGCCGGGCGUCGUCGGCCAAGCAACAUCAUGGGUACCCCUCUCAGGUAAAUACCGCCUUUCGUACUCGAAGCGUCACACUUCCGGUAGGCCGCCCUGCGCCGACGCCGCUGCAAAUACUGCGGUCAAAGCUCGUGGGCAGGUCGCCGUCGAACGUGUCGACUCCUCUUCUUCCUAUAUCUCCUUUCACCACUUCUCCCACCAUGGAGUCGCUGCGUACUGGCACUCCUCUUGGUGCUUCAUUUUCGCCCUCCUAUGAGCCGCCUCUUGCGGCUCUGCUCAGCCGUCCAGCUACUAAUUCACCUCAGCCAACAUCUCAGACAGCAGCGCGAUACACACCGGGUGCUGGAUACGCUCCAUCACCUGUGAAUGUAAACUCGCCGGUUCCUCCACCGCCCAACAAUGGGUACGCGCCAUACAAUCCCGCCGACUACGCAUCCUCGAAUGCAGGCUACCAUGCUCUGGGAAAUAGCUAUCCGUCUCCGCCGCCCUUCUAUCGACAAUCGUCACGUUCACAGCCCUCGCUAGCCCAGUACCCUUAUCCAGACAACCAGGUCGCUGCGUACGACUCGCCUCCGGACCGCCAUGGCAGUUCCUCAUCCUCGCGCCGUCACCGUCACCGUCACGACGACGACAGGCGGCACAGGGCAAGGUCUGCUGGUCAGCAUGGUCGCUCUCGUAGCCGGGUCACUGACAAGUUCCGUGACAGGUUCGAGGGUAUUGACCUGCAUGACAAAAACUUGGCGGCUUCGGUGGGAGGUGCGUUAGCAGGAGGACUGGCUGGCAGGGCUGUUGGACAUGGAACGCUAAGUACUCUUAUAGGAGCAGGUAUCGGCGCGUUCGGCGGUAGAGAAUUUGAGAAGAGACACGAUAAGUAA
Molecule: messenger RNA, 1407 nt
Organism: Didymosphaeria variabile
Lineage: Eukaryota; Fungi; Ascomycota; Dothideomycetes; Pleosporales; Didymosphaeriaceae
Exons: 1
Coding region: 1-1407 (468 amino acids)
Source: RefSeq, a predicted model, not a curated record